CCCAUUUUCAAGGUAGAGGCAAACCUCACUUGAGUAAAGCGAUCCUCAUGUUGUCAUCAUGUCGGAACUUUCGGAGCAGAAAAAGAAGAAACACAUCAAGAUCUGGGGCAUCCCAAUGCUCAGGUUGCAUUCACCAUUUUGGCAAAAUGUGAUAAUUGGUAUUCUCAUCGGCUUGACAGCUGGCUUGUACGUGGCACUGAACUUGCUUGGUGCAGGCGGUGGAAAACCCAAUUCAGCGCAAACAGUCCAGGUUGUGAACGCGCUGCUGUGCGCGGUCUGGUUCUUCAGCGCUUGCUUUGGUGGGACUAUGCUCAACCUCGUUGGUCCUGCGAUCACGGCAUGCCUCGGCGUCAUUGGAUACAUCAUCUAUGUCGGUUCGCUGUGGUACUUCGACGCGACAGGCAAACAAGGGUUUCCAAUCUUUGCCGGAGUGUGUAUCGGCAUCUCGGCAGGCCUGAUCUUCGUCACAAUGGGCUACAUCGCCAUGUCGUACUCAGAGGAGCAAGAUCGCGGGGCCUUCAUCACCAUGUCCACUAAUCUGCAAGCCGUGGGCUCCGUAGUUGGCGGUAUCAUUCCUUUGAUAAUCAAUAGGAAUGCAACGACAACGGCGGGUGUUCCAGCUGCUGUGUACAUUGUGUUCAUUGUGAUGAUGUGCAUCGGCGCUGUCAUGGCAUUUCUGUUAAUGCCACCUUCUAAGAUCAUCCGAGCUGAUGGGACCAAGGUCGGCAGGGUAGUGGCGCGCUCUUUCAUCGAGGAGCUCAAGGCCAAUUUGGAGAUAUUCCGUGACUGGAAGCUCCUCAUCAUGAUCCCUGCCUUCCUGCCGGCGGAGUGUUUCCUUGUUUAUGGCGGCUCCGUCAAUGCCCAUCACAACAACCUGCGCGCCCGUUCACUCUUUUCCUUCAUGUCGGUCGUGCUUCAGAUUCCGUGUGGCUACGGGCUGCAGAGGAUCCUGGACCACAAGGCGUGGAAGCGUCGCACGAGGGCAUUGCUCGGGUUGGCCAUUGUGGGCACUCCCCUGAUGGCCGCGUGGGUUUGGGAGAUGGUUCGAGUACGCGACUACGAUCGCUUAAAUCCGCCCAACACGCCUUUGGAUUGGAGCGAUCCGGACUUUGGACCGAUUUUCGUGCUUUUCAUGUUGAAUUGGAUCUCAGGCUCGCUGUGGCAGUACAUCAUCCUGUACUAUCUCGGAUGCCUUACGAAUUCACCGCGAAAGAGCGCAAACUAUGCAGGUGUCUUCCGUGGCAUCCUUGGUGCGGGUGAGGCCAUCUGCUUCGGACUUGACUCAAUCCAAGUCCCCUACAUCAAGGAAGCUGCCGUCAUCUUCGCGUUUUAUGCCACUGGCGUUCUCGUUUUCUUGUACUUGGGUCUAUAUCACAUCCGAGAGACGGAAUACUUUGCUGGCGAAGAGGAUGUUGUCAUUCCGAAACAUGUGCUAGAGGAACGCGACAUGAAGGUGGAAACAGGGAGUGACGAGGGAAAGGCUGCUUAAAGUAUCUCAAUCAAAUUUUGAAUAUGAAGGGUCCUCAGCGCCCUGUUCAUGUCAAUAGAAAAUACAGAGAGCCGGCCUAAAACUUAGAGAUUGACAUACUUGUAGCGAAUUCAGG
Pseudomassariella vexata is the source of this 1604-nucleotide messenger RNA. RefSeq lists its product as uncharacterized. The record is from RefSeq and is a predicted model, not a curated record. Bases 59 to 1489 code for a protein of 476 amino acids. NCBI's taxonomy places the organism in Eukaryota, Fungi, Ascomycota, Sordariomycetes, Amphisphaeriales, Pseudomassariaceae. The transcript is spliced from 5 exons.